Molecule: messenger RNA, 2005 nt
Organism: Cyclopterus lumpus (lumpfish)
Lineage: Eukaryota; Metazoa; Chordata; Actinopteri; Perciformes; Cyclopteridae
Product: cold-inducible RNA-binding protein A-like
Exons: 1
Coding region: 325-873 (182 amino acids)
Biological process (GO): positive regulation of mRNA splicing, via spliceosome
Cellular component (GO): spliceosomal complex
Molecular function (GO): RNA binding
Source: RefSeq, a predicted model, not a curated record
GCUGCGUCGUCCGGUGAGCUCCUUCCAGAGCCAAAAUAUAAGCCGGCUUCACCUUCAGUGCGCCGAGGGCGAAGUCGUGUUUCUUAUUUAUAUAUAUAUAUAUAUAUAUAUAUUUUUUUUUUGUUAUUGGUGAAAGCCGUGUAGCACACACGACAAGCGUUUUGUUGUGUUUUUAUUCGGCGUUUUUCCGCCAUUUUAAAAGGCUAUCCUUGACCGGAUGUAGAUUGGGGGUAUAAUUCCGCACCGCACCCCCCCCUCACAGACUCUUCCGUUUAUUCGCUGCACUGUGCGUUAGAUUCCUGCUCGCUGAAAUCACGCAUCACCAUGUCGGACGAGGGGAAACUGUUCGUCGGGGGCCUGAGCUUCGACACCAACGAGGACACGCUCGCCGAGGCGUUCGGCAAGUACGGGGCCAUCGAGAAAGUCGACGUGAUCCGGGACCGGGAAUCCGGUAACUCUCGCGGCUUCGGCUUCGUGAAAUUCGAGAACGUGGAGGACGCCAAAGACGCGCAGGAGGGCAUGCACGGCAAGACCCUGGACGGCCGCGCCAUCCGCGUGGACGAAGCGGGGAAGGGCGGGCGCGCCCGAGGAGGCUUCGGCGGUAGAGAAUCGCGAGGCGGUGGCGGAGGCGGAGGAUAUGGGAGAGGCGGCGGCGGCGGCUACAAUAGCGAUAGGAGCUACGGGGACCGAGGCUUCCAGUCCGAGGGGCGGUAUGGCGGAAACACGUACAGGAGCGGCGGAGGCGGCGGCGGUAGCGGCGGACGCGACAGCCGCGGCGGUAGCGGUUACUACAGAGGCCGGUCUCAGGGUGGAUACGAGGACCGCAACUCCUCGUACAGGGAGGGGUACGACAGCUACACCGGCAACGAGUAAACGACCCGGGGCGACGUACUCGCGUGGCCCGGAACACGCGCAAACAAAGAUGUCCGCGUGUUUAUUGCCGAGCUUCGUUUUGUAAUUAUUUUGUUGUCGCUCGAGCAUCUUAAAGAAAGAAAUGUACACCUGAGUUUUUUUUUUUUUUUUUCAUUCCUUAAAUUAACAAUGUUACAAAUUCCACCACCCCGCACCCAAAAAAAAAGAUUAUUCUAUUUCCUCUACACCAGAAUUCUAAUGUGUACAGGUGCAGGAUUACCGCACGCGCACCUGUUAAUGUUCCACUAAAAACCAGUUCCACCGGACACUGGUUUGAAGUGGCACCAUGGCCACAGAUGGUGUUGUCAGAAAUACCAUCAAGACUACGUUUGAGAUAUCUGGAAUGCAAUUCCAGAUAUACAAUCCUAUAAAUAUCAACACGUGAAUUUUAUUUGCUAAAUUAAAUGUGUCAUACCUGUAAUUUAGGACCAUUUGUAGAUGUAUACAAUGGACAUUGCUAUCGGUGAGAAUUUAUUUAUCACUAAUUAACAUUUUGACUAGUGGCAAUUGAGAUGCCUCAUCAGAAUUGCAGCUAGUUACAUAUUACAUUUUGGAUAUAUUGACUUGGAAUUGUGAAACGUGAAAUUAAAGAUGUGUGAUUUAAUUUGAAGAGAAGUCAAUGGUAAAAGUGGACUGGUUUAAUUAAGCUCCAGAUAUCUACAAUGAUCCACGAUUUAUGAAUAUCAAGAAUUCAAAAUUUUUGACAGAAUUAAUUGAUAUGUUUAAAUGUAAUUGCUACUAAAAAUCACAUAGUUGGCUUGGAAUUGUAAAUACAAGUAUUGUUUAAUGCUAUAACCGCUAUAUGUUAAGUGCUGGCCAUCGUACCAGUAUAUUUUGGGAAUUGUCCAAAUCAUAACGAGUAAAGACUUGUUAAGUCACUGGUUUGCUACGAUGCCUUUCAGCUCACACGGGGACGACAAACAACACCCCCCCCCCCCCCUCAAAAACAAUGUUUACACUGUCUAUUUAUUAAAACGAGAUGAAAAAAAGUAUUGAUGCGCAUAUCAGUUUAUUUGACGUGGAAGGAUGCAGAAGGACAAGUUAUCAGAUUUACACUGCUGUUAUUUAAAUAAAAGAAAACAAAAAUCCACUC